CUAGGGCGGAAGAGUUGAUAGGUUCGUUACGGAGUUAGGAGUGUUAAGACUGAGAUAUCUCUUGUGGGAAUUAUACUAAAACGCACAUUAUUCAUCAUCAUUAUUCAAGAUGAAAAAGAAGGUAUUAUUAAUGGGCAAGAGUGGCUCUGGGAAAACGAGUAUGCGUAGCAUUAUUUUUGCUAAUUACAUCGCUCGGGAUACCCAUCGUUUAGGAGCAACAAUUGAUGUAGAACACUCUCACGUUCGUUUUCUCGGCAAUUUGGUGCUGAAUUUGUGGGAUUGCGGAGGCCAAGAAGCGUUUAUGGAAAAUUAUUUUGCUUCACAGCGGGAUAAUAUAUUCAGGAAUGUUGAAGUAUUAAUUUAUGUUUUUGAUGUGGAAUCAAGAGAAUUGGACAAAGAUAUGCAUUAUUACCAAAGCUGCCUAGAAGCGAUAUUACAGAAUAGCCCAGAAGCAAAAAUAUUUUGCCUUGUUCACAAAAUGGAUCUUGUGCAAGAGGACCAACGUGAUUAUAUAUUUAGGGAGAGAGAAGAAGAUCUAAAAAGACUGAGUUUGCCUUUGGAAUGCACUUGCUUUAGAACUAGCAUAUGGGAUGAAACAUUAUACAGGGCUUGGUCGUCCAUUGUAUACAUGUUGAUUCCCAAUGUAAAAGAACUUGAGCAAAGCUUGAAUCAGUUUGCCAAUAUUAUCGAUGCGGAUGAAGUUCUUCUAUUUGAAAGAGCGACCUUUUUGGUAAUAAGCCAUUGUCAACGACAAUUUCAUAGGGAUGUUCAUCGCUUUGAGAAAGUUUCCAAUAUAAUAAAACAGUUUAAAUUGAGUUGUAGUAAAUUAGCAGCACAGUUUCAAAGCAUGGAAGUUAGAAAUAGCAAUUUCGCGGCUUUUAUUGAUGUAUUUACUUCGAAUACAUAUGUAAUGGUCAUUAUGUCCGACCCAACUAUACCAUCCGCGGCAACAUUAAUCAAUAUACGUAACGCGCGAAAGCACUUCGAAAAAUUGGAGCGCGCUAGUCAGAGCUCGGCAUUGAGUAGAUAGAAGUCGGCGCGACCCAGGCGCCUCGUCACCCGGGUCCAAUCUGUUAAUAACUGUUGAAUUUAUGAAAAUCAGAAUUUUGCAUUGCCGUUAAGAUAAUAAAACAUGUGAUUAAACGAACAUGUUUGUUAACGAAGUCGGGUCACAAAAUAUACUUUAUAAUGUACAGUUUUCAACAUGAGCGUUUAUGACAAAGUAAGUGUAUAUGUAUAAUUGACGUGUCUGAAGGAGCUUAAUGCAGGCUGGCGGUUAUCGAUAUUUUAGAUCGUAUGUUAUUUAUAUAUUAUAAUAUAUAAAACGAAUUCAUUUAUAUUAUAUAUAUGUAUAUAAUAUAA
This is a messenger RNA of Cataglyphis hispanica, 1362 nucleotides long. RefSeq names its product ras-related GTP-binding protein A (gene RagA-B). The transcript has 6 exons. NCBI's taxonomy places the organism in Eukaryota, Metazoa, Arthropoda, Insecta, Hymenoptera, Formicidae. Gene Ontology annotation, molecular function: GTP binding; GTPase activity. The coding region runs from base 110 to 1030 and encodes 306 amino acids. The record is from RefSeq and is a predicted model, not a curated record. Gene Ontology annotation, cellular component: nucleus; lysosome; Gtr1-Gtr2 GTPase complex. Gene Ontology annotation, biological process: positive regulation of TOR signaling; cellular response to amino acid stimulus; cellular response to starvation.